Messenger RNA from Leptopilina heterotoma, 2475 nucleotides. RefSeq names its product F-box only protein 21-like. Lineage: Eukaryota; Metazoa; Arthropoda; Insecta; Hymenoptera; Figitidae. The record is from RefSeq and is a predicted model, not a curated record. The transcript is spliced from 8 exons. Gene Ontology annotation, molecular function: DNA binding; protein binding. Bases 181 to 2043 code for a protein of 620 amino acids.
GACAAUUUGACAUUCCGCAUCAGCUGUAUGCACAUCGUUAUACAUGUAUAUCAAACUGUGUACAUAUAAAUCUGUAAGGUUGAGUCAUUUUUCGCCAGAUAGUGAAAUUUAUGCGUAUUUUGUGUUCAAUAUUAAACAAGAUUGUAUCUCCUUUAAAAAUUAUAAUAACUUGGAAUAAAAAUGGAGCAAGAUGUUCUAAUCACGUUUCUACCGAAUGAGGUAAUCGAGGUAAUAUUGGAAAACGAGAAUCUCAGCUUUGUUGAUGUUGUCAAUUUCGCCAGGACCUGUAAACACCUACACAGAACAGUGUUUUUUAGCAACAAGUUAUGGAGAAUCAAAUUUUUCCAAAGGUGGCCCCUCUUGAAGGAAGCUUACGAAAAUUAUGAAAAGCACGAAACGAAAAUAAAAACCUGGUUGGGUGAAAUAAAGUCGAGCAUUGCUACGAGAAAGGAACUGAUGCGACGUUUGUCUGAAAUGUCAGCAAAAAAUUACAGAAAACAAGAGCUUUCACAUUCAGAAUUAAAGGACUUUGAUCCUCUUUUCCGUCCAGAUGAAGGCUCUCAUCCUCUCGCAUAUCACUUUUGCGUCGACGAAUUAACUGACCUGAUAAAAAAACCCGACCUGAACAGUAAUUUAACUGAUAAAUAUUACGCGCACAAAGUAGCGCGCUACAUGCGACAGCAUUGUUUAACCGAAGAGUGGCAGAAAUUUACAAAUUUACCACCAAAGGAGCAAAUAUUGGAACGUGGCGCUGUUCUUGUUGCACAAUGGAGUCAACCUGAAAAGAAUGUUAAUUAUUCAUGCGUCUCUUCGCAAUUAGAUGAAAUUGCCGAGAGAACGAAAUCAGUGUUAAAAGAACAACAUCCAACACAUCCAUUAUUUUCCCUUCCACCCGAGCAAUUUCGUCUCUGGAGGACGAAAAAUAUCGACGAUAAUCAAUGGUCCGGAACGAGAACGCGACAGGUGAUAGCGGCGCUUCGUGAAAUAAUGUUCAAUAGACUUGGAUUUCAAGGCGACAGCGAAGUGUAUUGCACAUCGGAAAUGUAUUACUCAUCGGAAAAUUCCUUCAUUGAUCAAGUUUUAGAGAGAAAACACGGAAUUCCGAUUACAAUUGCCAUUAUUUUUGAGAGCGUUGCAAGAAGAGUUGGCGUUCGAUGUGAACCCGUUAGUUCGCCGGCUCACUUCUUUCUUCGAUGGAAGGAAAAAUACAUUAUUCCAGAAACGGAGGAUGUGGAAGUUUUCUAUAUCGACGUAUUCACGGGGCAAUUUUUAACGAAAAAUAAUUGUCCCCGCAUUGGACGACUAUCGAUGUACCCUAUAGAAUGUUACAAUUCUCUCAAUGCCGCAACUGCAGUGGAGGUUGUGCAAAGAAUGGCGAAUAAUUUAGAAGUCGCUGCCAGACAGUGUAGGUACUUAAACGGAAGGGCAUCACGACUUCGAUCCGCUUUAGAACUGAUGCACAUGGUUCGACCUUACGAUAAUGCAACAAUUUUAGAUCUAGCUCGUUUUUACAUGCUUCACCAAAUGGAUCUGGCGAAGUUAGUCGAUGUUUUGAACCGAAUACAGGAGGGUUCAGAACUUUCAUCAAGAGGACCAGCAUGCAGUAUUUUAAGAAUGUUACAAGACUAUGAAAAUCACAUGAAUGUUGUGCGAGAAGAAAUUGUCGAUGUAAAAAUAAGGAAACCGGAAGUAAAAUAUGCGGUAGGGAUGAUAAUGAAGCAUCGAAGGUACGAAUACACGUGCGUAAUAACUGGAUGGGACGCUCGAUGCGAAGCGUCACUCGAGUGGAUGAAUGAGAUGGGAGUUGAGGAAUUAUCAGGCGGCUCUCAUCAACCAUUUUAUAAUGUUUUUGCUGAUGACGGCUCCUCUCGCUACGUGGCUCAAGAAAAUUUGUUAAUUCUCGCCACACCUCAAUGGAUAAACAACUUUGAGAUUGGAAGGUAUUUCUGUGAAUUCAAUGGAACUCAUUAUACACCAAACGUGGAAAAAGCCGCGGAAUAUCCGGAGGAUGCGGAAGUUAGAAAUAGUUUGAUAACAACCUGAGUCUCUAAAGUAAACUACAAGCAGAAAAUUCCAUCAAGUUUGAAAUUACACGUCUACUAUAAUAUAAAAGUCUUGCAUUCUCAAAAUGAAAAAAAAUGAAAAAUAUCACUUAUUGAAAAAAAACAAUAUACAUUUCCAAUAAUUCGAUUUUGUAAAAGAUUUUUGAUCAAAUUUUACUGCUUUUUGUAAAAGUUGGAAUGUUGCACUGAAUUAUUCUAAGAAUAUUCAUAGUCAUUUGUACAUAGUUUUUAUUUAGUGAUAAAACAUUGAUAUAAUAUAUAUAUCGAAAAAAAUACGUGAUUUUCAAAUCACUGAAAAUUUAAUUUAAUAAGUAUUACUUUUUAUUUUUUUUGUGAAAAUAAUUCAAAAUAGCAAUAACAGUUGCAUAAUAUUAUUUAAUUAUUUUAAUUAUAGUUUAAAUGAAAAAUCUAA